AUGGACACUGCCAUCGCAGCACCAAACAGCGACAUCACCGAAGAGCUGCUGACGGCCCAGGCCCUUGCGCUCUAUGCAGACAUCGAGCAGCUCCUCUGCAUCGGGGAGGAGAUCAAGACAACUGGCAGCAUCGAGUGCUUGUAUGGCUUCCACUUCGACAUGAAGGCCCUACACGUCGACCUCGAUGACCACUUUAAAGUGGGUCCGAACUGGGGCCACUACACGGGCUCCUGGGAGGACUUGAAGGCCUGCGCCGAGAGCCUCAAGGCCAUGGUGGACCGCUACAAGAUCUUCGCCACGAAGGAGGAGCUCUUCACCAACGACCUCACGAAGAUCAUCAACAACUUCGCCACCAUCAAGACGCGCCUCGAACCGCUGCCCACGCUGGCCAAGUUGAGCCACAUGCUGGCCCAGUUCAACCCCCACGCCAGCUGCACCGAACGGGAGCUGAAGGAUGCCUUCAGCGCCUUUGGUCCAGUCAUUGACGCUGUGGUGUUGAGAAACCAUGGGCAGUCCAUUGGAUCCGACAAGGCACGGGCGGCGAUUGCUCAAGGGGCAGAGGCCGGCAUCUUCAUCAAGGGGCAGAGGGUGCGCGUGGCGCCGAAGCUCAGCAAGCACAACCCGAAGAGAAGGCGUAACAGCAGCCCCGACCGCAGGCAUGGGGCAUGA
Acanthamoeba castellanii str. Neff is the source of this 669-nucleotide messenger RNA. RefSeq lists its product as uncharacterized. NCBI's taxonomy places the organism in Eukaryota, Discosea, Longamoebia, Acanthamoebidae. Gene Ontology annotation, molecular function: RNA binding. Bases 1 to 669 code for a protein of 222 amino acids. The transcript is spliced from 4 exons. The record is from RefSeq and is a predicted model, not a curated record.